Messenger RNA from Thlaspi arvense, 1445 nucleotides. Lineage: Eukaryota; Viridiplantae; Streptophyta; Magnoliopsida; Brassicales; Brassicaceae. The record is from the annotation of a GenBank genome assembly.
UUUUUGUUCUUAGCAGAUAAUAUAUACUAUUUUUAUCCAAAAAAAAUGAAUUUUUAGAUUCUAUAAAAAGGCAAAGGUUGUGUCUUUGGUACAUCACAUCCCAAAGCAUUAACAUAGCUCUCUUCUCUCUUACUCCAUUACCCUCUUUGGUGCUCUGUUUCUUAACUUGAAUAUGGAAGGAGCUGUUGAAAUCAUGUUGGGAAAUGGAUUACCAGAGAUUCACAAAGACACGACCAGGACUGUCCACUCCAACCAGCAGGACUGGUACGAAGAAACCAUCGAUGAUGAUCUCAAGUGGUCUUUUGCCCUCAACAGUGUUCUCCAUCAAGGAACUAGUAAGUACCAAGACAUUGCUCUGUUGGACACCAAACGGUUUGGAAAGGUACUUGUGAUUGAUGGGAAAAUGCAAAGUGCAGAGAGAGAUGAAUUUAUCUACCAUGAAUGUUUGAUCCACCCGGCCCUCCUUUUCCACCCAAACCCGAAAACGGUGUUUAUAAUGGGAGGUGGAGAAGGCUCUGCUGCAAGAGAAAUACUAAAACAUAAGACCAUCGACAAAGUGGUCAUGUGUGAUAUUGAUCAGGAAGUUGUUAACUUUUGCAAGAAAUUUCUAACCGUUAACAGCGAAGCUUUUUGUAACAAGAAGCUUGAACUUGUGAUCAAAGAUGCAAAGGCUGAAUUAGAGAAACGAGAAGAGAAGUUUGAUGUAAUAGUGGGAGAUUUAGCGGAUCCAGUAGAAGGUGGACCAUGUUAUCAGCUCUACACCAAAUCUUUUUAUCAAUACAUCCUCAAACCAAAGCUCAGCCCCAUUGGAAUAUUUGUGACUCAGGCUGGACCAGCCGGGAUAUUUACACACAAGGAGGUCUUCACAUCAAUUUACAACACCUUGAAGCAAGUCUUCAAAUACGUGAAGGCUUACACAGCACACGUACCAUCAUUUGCUGACACGUGGGGAUGGGUAAUGGCAUCAGACCAAGACUUUAAGUCUGAAGUUAAGGAAAUGGAUCGAAGAAUCCAAGAGAGAGUGAAAGGAGAAUUGAUGUAUUUGGAUUCUCCUUCCUUCUUCUCUGCUGCUACCCUCAACAAGACCGUCUCUCUUGCGUAAAUUCAGUUUUCUCUUUCUUUUAAAGCUUUGAUUGGUAACGUCAUAAAUUAUAUUUUUAACAUCCGAUUUUGUUAAUUUAGUUAUUUACAAAAUUAAAAUUAAAUUGGACAGACUAGAGAAGGAGACAGAAGUUUAUAGUGAAGAGAAUGCGAGAUAUAUUCAUGGUCAGGGUGUGGCGUACCGGGAAUAAUUGAAAAAAGAACCCGAUUUAUUUUAGAUUAAGAAACCAGUUUUCUUUUCUCCGCAUAUAAUCAAAUGUUGUCCUAAAUAAGUUUGGGUGGGUUUUAUUUAAUACACUAGGUAUGACUUGCGUAUACACCCGAGUUUAUAAUAUACUUUUAAA